Rhodofomes roseus is the source of this 420-nucleotide messenger RNA. Its product is annotated as Mss4-like protein. NCBI's taxonomy places the organism in Eukaryota, Fungi, Basidiomycota, Agaricomycetes, Polyporales, Fomitopsidaceae. The record is from RefSeq and is a predicted model, not a curated record. Gene Ontology annotation, molecular function: carbon-sulfur lyase activity. The transcript is spliced from 3 exons. Bases 1 to 420 code for a protein of 139 amino acids.
AUGCCGACAUACAACGGAGGCUGCUACUGCGGCAACAUUCGCUACGAGCUCAGUCUCGACUCGCCAGAUCAGGCGCGCAUGAGCAUCUGCCACUGCACGAAUUGCAAGAAAUUCACCGGAUCUGCGUUCGGGAUAACCGCCAAGAUCCCUGCCUCCGCGUUCCGCCUCCGCAAGGGCCAGACGACGCACCACGUCGGGGACAAUGGCUCCGGCACGCAGCUCACGCGCGAAUUCUGCGGCGCGUGCGGCUCGGGGGUCCUCGAGUACGGCGCGCACGCGGGAGAGAACGUCUACCUGUUCUACGGCAGCCUCGACGAGCCUGACGCGCUUCCGCCGAAGGGCGAGUUCUUCUGCAAGGAGCGCGCGCAAUGGCUGCCCGAGAUACCCGGGUUGUUUCAUAAACGAGAGGUCAAGGAGUGA